Folsomia candida is the source of this 4713-nucleotide messenger RNA. RefSeq lists its product as uncharacterized. Bases 90 to 4514 code for a protein of 1474 amino acids. Gene Ontology annotation, molecular function: oxidoreductase activity; lipid carrier activity; FAD binding. The record is from RefSeq and is a predicted model, not a curated record. Gene Ontology annotation, biological process: lipid transport. The transcript is spliced from 8 exons. Lineage: Eukaryota; Metazoa; Arthropoda; Collembola; Entomobryomorpha; Isotomidae.
CAUUCUUUAAUUGGAGAUUCACUUUUGAGUAAUUAAACCCACCAAUAUAAAUAUUUACAUAUCUUCGAGGAAUUAAAGGUCUCGGAAAUAUGGGAGUUUCUGGGGGGUUAAUUGUGCCCCUGGUUUUACUAGUUUUCGCCAGCCAUGGAGUCACUGCAGGUCGCAGCAACAUGUUCAAUAUGGGAACGACUUAUGUCUUCUCGGCGUCUGGAAGACUCCAACUUCCCGAGUUUCUCGUGGCACCGAUCUCAUUUUCGUACCAAGUCGAAGUUACUGUCACUGGCCCGAGACAGCUUACAAUGAAGACCACCAACUUUGCCUUAACUCCUCUCACGGUUCCCGAUUCCAUCCGGACUCACCUGGAAUCAUCCGUAACGGUCGACCUGAACGAGGACGGAACGAUUGAGAAUGUUCAGUCCCCCACGACUCUGCCUGAGUGGGCCCUUAACAUUAAGCAAGACCAAGUUUACCGUCUCGUCUUCUCAGCUGGCUCGCUAAACGAUGGAGAGGACACUGGGAGACGAGGUGGUCGUAUCAAUUUCAACGAGGUACGACCAAGGACUCCAACUUUUGAUGCUAGCACUACCUACAACGGGGACUGGGAUAAAGUGGAAAAGUCCUUGCUGGGGGAAUGUGAGACAAGUUACAGUCUCCGAAAGAUUUUGAAACCUUUGGAAAUGCGAGAAUCGUCCACUUCCUCCUCUUCCAGUGAAAGCAGUGAAAGUGAUGAAAAUGGAGUGACUAAAGAAUACGGACAAAUGCUGUUCCGGUUUUGCUCGCAACCUGGCACAAAUUUUUAUAGAUUGAAGAAAACUACGACAUCCCAAGAUUGCACGGGGGCUGGAGAGGGCGACAUUUUAAAUACUACGAUUGCCACUUUCGAGACCGAGUACACAUUUUGCGCCCGGGAUUUAACCCGCCCAGAGGAUAUCACCAUUCUAAAAGUCCGCGGAACCGGAAAGGCUGAUUCUGUCGGAAACUAUGAAGAAGAUUUUAUUCUAAUUAAAACAACCAGCUCCUUCCCUUCACCUCCUUCCGCACGAAAUCUACUAAAUCAAAUCAGCAUGACCAGACACGAUCCCACUUUCGCCUUUGCCGCCAAUUCCGAGCGCCGACUAAGAUUCGGUUUCGGUUGGAUAAGCCAUGCCCGACAAGCCAUUCGUAACUCGGUCGACUCCUUUCUGAAACACCUCGGCCUUCGGAAGGACGAUAUCUCCGGAAAUACUCGCCUCGACGCAAGAAUUCCGGCCUUUCGCGCCUGCGCAGAAAAGAAGGGCCUCCCAUCCUCCCGCCUUAUCGACCCGGUUACAAACUCGAGCGGCUAUGACGCCCUAAACUUCCAGUGGAACAUCAAAUUCAAAAAGGUCUACCCGAUCGCCUUCCUCCUCCCCGUGACGGCGCGGCACGUUCAAAUCGCGGUUCAAUGCGGCGUCAUUGCAAAAAUCCGACUCGUCCCGAACAGCGGGGGACAUUCGUACGAUUCCAUUUCCUGGGGGGAUAACACCACCCUGGUCAUCGAUUUUCAAGAGAUGAACAAAGUUGAGCUGACCGGCGCGGGAAAACCGGGCGCUAUCGCGGUCCUCCAACCCGGCGCGCUGCUUGGACCCACGGUCGCACAGCUAUGGCAACUCGGCAAAGUGGGCCUUCCCGUCGGAAACUGUUUGACGGUGGGCGUCGGUGGGCACGCGCUGGGUGGCGGGGUCGGACUUUUCGCCAUGGUGCAUGGACUCCUGAUCGACAACGUAGUCGAGUACGAGAUGGUGGAUGCCGCCGGAGAUAUCGUGGUGGCGAGUGAGGUUGAAAAUCCGGACCUGUUUUGGUCCUUGCGCGGUAUCGGGCCGGGUUUUAUCGGGAUUAUUACGAGAUAUGAGAUUAGGACUUUUCAAGCGGAUCGGAUGAAGUUUACCAUUGUAAAGUUGAACUACCCGGUUAAGGAUUUUCUCCCGGUGGCGACGGCUACACAAGAUUUUAUUGCUUGGACGAAGGUGAAUGAUCCGAUGAUUGGAACGAUGGCGAUGGCGUAUAGCGACGACUGGAACGCCACCAACUCCGUCACUCCGGGCGGUUCUGAACCCGGCAUAGUCAUCAGCUUCAUCCACAUUUUUGACCCCGACCGAAAUCCCUCCAGCAAUGCAACCUUUCUCAAAAAAAUCGAAGAAAUGUUUCCCCCCGCCAAGACAAAGGCUGUCUUCCUCCCAAACUAUUUAGAACUCCACUUCGCCACCAGCUACUCCCCCGUCAUUCUUCCCAAACCAAAACUAUCCGAAAUUGCCCCACUCCGAGCAGGAUCUCCCUUCCCCCCAGAGCCCGCCAUUCUCGGCCUUUUCAUGAAGAUGACCAAAGCCAUCGCAAUCCCACGCUACUUCAAGGCCAAAUCCCACUACGUCUCGCGAAAACUGACUUCCACCGAACUCCAACGCUUAGCCCGACUAAUGCCCUCCAUCCCCGCGAACCGAGCCGGCCUCAUGGUCACCUCGGAAAUCGGGGCCAUCCACAAAAUCCCGGUUAACGGCACAGCCUACUCGCACCGAACGAUGACCGUCAAUUUCCGCGUGCACAUCGAAGCCCGUCCCGAAGAUGGCGACAUUGGGGAAGCGGAACGCUGGAUGGAUCAAUUCUGGCCGGCCAUGCAGUCCUUCGAUAGUGGCGAAACGUACCAAAACUACCCCGACUUAGAAGUCAAGGAUUAUCUGAAGCGGUACUACACCACAAAUUUGGACAGGAUCAUAUCCUUCAAGAGGAAAUGGGAUCCCACCAAUUACUUCAAGAAUGACCAAAGUCUUCCGAUCUGUUUAGAAGAUGAAAUCAUUAAACCGAUCCAAUUCGCUAAAUUCCGCUCCUGCAUGAAACUGUCGAACGUUCCGCCAAGACAGCUGGUCGAUCCCGCCUCAAACUCGAGUGGGUACGACAUCCUUAAUCUUCAAUGGAACACCCGAAUCGAAAAAGUCUACCCGGUCGCAUACCUCGUCCCGCUGAUCAAGGACCAUGUCAUGGCCGCGGUACGUUGCGGCGUUGCGGCGAAUAUCCACCUGAUCCCGAGCAGUGGGGGACACUCGUACGAAGCGAUUUCCUACGGGACAAAUACCACGAUUGUGAUCGACUUUAGAGAAAUGACGAAUGUGGCUUUGUUACAAGAAAGGGUGGGAAAUGAUAGGAUCGCGGUCAUCCAACCGGGUGCGUUGGUUGGGCCGAUUAACGCGCAGCUGUGGACGCUUGGAGGGGUCGCGAUUCCGAUGGGAAAUUGUUUAACGGUGGGAAUCGGGGGGCACGCGGUGGGGGGAGGAAUCGGGUUCUUUUCGGCCAUGUAUGGACUCACGAUUGAUCGGGUGGUCGAAUAUGAGCUGGUCGAUGCAACCGGGGAAAUCGUCAUUGCUUCAGAGAAGCAGAAUCCGGAAGUGUUUUGGGCCCUUCGAGGAGCGGCUGCGGGAUAUAUCGGAAUUGUGACACAGAUUAAGAUUAGGACUUUCAAAGCGGAUAAGAUUCAGAUUACGGCGGUGAAAAUUGUUUAUCCGAUUAAAGACUUUGUCAAGGCCGGGACUGCUAUGCAAAAUUGGAUGGAAUGGACGAAGAAUAAUGAUCCUACCAUUUUUACGACGGCUUCAAUUACGAAUGACGACUGGAGUUCCAACUACCCCGCCACGGCGCAAGGUCCCAUCGGAGGCGUUAUUAUCUCAACCCUGCACAUUUUCGACCCUGACCUCAACCCCCACGGAAAUGAGACCUUCCUCGCCAAAAUUAAUGAAAUCUUCCCACCCGGUCAUCGCAUCAAGGAUGUCAGCGUCCUUCCCUACAUCGCCUUUGUCUACGGUUCCGGGUACGCUCCAAUCAGAAUGACGGUCACCGUUGAAAAGAAAAGCCCCCCCUCCAUCCUGUCCCCCCUCAGAAAUCUUCACCUUGUUAAGAAGAUUGUCGAAAUUGGUCGCUUGGACGAUCCCAUCCUUGAUCGAACCGUUCAAUUCAAAUGGAACAACCCAAUCCCGCCUCCGACCCCGAUUGGAUUCACGCCGUCCCCAUUGAACGGAAUUUUAGGCAAAUUACUCUCAAUGCGAAAGGAAAUGGCGAUGCCGCGACAUUUCCAUGCGAAAUCGCACUUCGUCAAGAGAAAGUUAACAAUGGAAGAGAUUUCCAGAUUGGGACAGGUUUUGCUCCGAAUUCCGAAUAAUAGAUGUUGGAUCCUAGUCAGCUCGGAGGGUGGCGCGGUGAAACACUUUGAAGACACUGCGAUGGCCUAUGUCCACAGGGACGCACUUUUUGAUGUCAGCGUCCACGUGGAGGCGACCGAGACGGAGGGAGACGUUGGUGAGGCGGAGGACUGGCUGAGAGAGUUUUGGGAUGCGAUGCAAUCUUUCGAUGGGGCACAGACGUAUCAGAAUUACCCGGAUUUGGAACUGGUGGACUUUUUGAAGAGGUAUUACGGAAAAAAUCUGCCCAGGUUGGUUGCCGUCAAGAGGAAGUUGGAUCCCCAGAAUUAUUUCCGGAAUCAGAUUUCUUUGCCUACCUCCCUUCUUAAUUAAAUAUAUUUCCCCAUUUUAAAUUGCAUUCGACAUAGCCACUUAAAUUACCGGUGUAAAAAAAUUAGCAAAAUUUGAAACUUACCCAACUGAUUUGAUGUAAAUUGCAAAACUGAUUUGACGAAGUAAAAUAAUAUUUAUUGGUGUUUUUGUUUAUUUGCUUUAUGAUGAAUAAAAUCAGUAACAAACUUCAAAGAAUGAA